Molecule: messenger RNA, 519 nt
Organism: Nothoprocta perdicaria
Lineage: Eukaryota; Metazoa; Chordata; Aves; Tinamiformes; Tinamidae
Product: follistatin-related protein 4-like
Exons: 5
Coding region: 46-519 (157 amino acids)
Biological process (GO): regulation of BMP signaling pathway; cell differentiation; multicellular organism development
Molecular function (GO): protein binding
Source: RefSeq, a predicted model, not a curated record
CGCAGCGCAGCGCCGCAGCGCGCCGCCCCACGCCGCAGACGUGAAAUGAUGAAAUCAAGAAGCGUUUGGUUCUCUCUCGUGUUGCUUGGGGUUUUCCCGUCGGUCAUGAGGGGAUGGAUGGAAUCGGACCGGAGCAGAAGGCUGUAUCCGGAUGCAGGAAGGUUGCAUCAAGAGGACUCCAGAAGACUUGAAGUUGCAAGAAAAAAAGCGGUGUCCGGGCAGGACGGGCUGCCCGCGUCGUGCGAGCACAAGUUCUGCGGCCGGGGCAGCGAGUGCGUGGUGAGCGCGGCGAGCGGGCGGCCCGAGUGCCGCUGCGUGCGCGGCUGCAAGCCCCGCUACGUGCCCGUGUGCGGCUCCGACGGCCGCCUCUACGAGAACCACUGCCAGCUGCACCGAGCCUCCUGCCUGCAGCGGAGGAAGAUCUACAUCAGCCACAGCAAGGACUGCUUCUUCAAAGGCCACCGCACGUGGCAAAAGGAGAAGGAAGAGCUGCUGAGACAAAGUCGGACGGGCAGGUGA